Molecule: messenger RNA, 1725 nt
Organism: Pseudophryne corroboree (corroboree frog)
Lineage: Eukaryota; Metazoa; Chordata; Amphibia; Anura; Myobatrachidae
Gene: SLC5A2
Product: solute carrier family 5 member 2
Exons: 14
Coding region: 4-1725 (573 amino acids)
Biological process (GO): sodium ion transport; transmembrane transport
Cellular component (GO): plasma membrane
Molecular function (GO): D-glucose:sodium symporter activity
Source: RefSeq, a predicted model, not a curated record
UCCAUGCGUCGUGCUAAUCGGGGAACAGUUGGAGGAUACUUUCUGGCCGGAAGAAGCAUGUCAUGGUUUCCUGUUGGGGCGUCUCUCUUUGCCAGUAAUAUUGGCAGUGGUCACUUCGUGGGUCUGGCUGGCACCGGGGCAGCAAGCGGUCUGGCUGUGGCUGGAUUUGAAUGGAAUGCGCUCUUUGUGGUAUUGCUCAUGGGUUGGGUUUUUGUUCCUGUGUAUCUGACAGCUGAGGUGGUGACUAUGCCAGAGUACUUGAAGAAACGUUUUGGAGGGCAAAGAAUCCAGCUAUAUCUAUCAGUGCUCUCGUUAGUCAUGUAUAUAUUUACUAAAAUAUCUGUGGAUAUGUUUUCUGGGGCCGUCUUCAUCCAGGUGGCGUUGGGCUGGAAUAUAUAUGUGUCGGUUAUAGCCCUGCUGGUGAUCACCACCAUAUACACUGUGACAGGUGGUCUUGCAGCUCUAAUGUAUACAGACACAGUACAGACAUUUGUGAUCAUCGGAGGGGCUUGUGUUCUAUCUUCAUAUGCCUUUCUGGAGGUUGGGGGCUAUGGUGCGCUCAUGGAGAAAUAUAUGGAUGCUGUACCAAGCAAUUUGGGCAAUAUGUCGGCUGCUUGUGCAUCCCCAAGACCUGAUGCUCUACACCUGUUGCGUGAUGCUUAUUCUGGAGACCUGCCAUGGCCAGCUCUCAUAGUGGGACUGACCAUUGUGUCCACCUGGUACUGGUGCAGCGACCAGGUGAUUGUUCAGCGCUGUCUGGCUGCCCGUUCUCUAACACACGUCAAGUUGGGAUGUGUGCUGUGUGGCUAUCUGAAGAUUCUUCCUAUGUUCUUAAUGGUGAUGCCUGGAAUGAUCAGCAGAGUAUUGUAUGCAGAUGAAGUAGCCUGUGUUGUCCCAUCGGAGUGCUAUAAUAUUUGCGGUGUGGAAUCAGGAUGCUCAAACACAGCCUACCCGAAGCUGGUGGUGAAGCUGAUGCCGAGAGGUCUCCGAGGGCUGAUGCUGGCGGUCAUGCUCGCGGCUCUCAUGAGCAGUCUCGCCUCUAUAUUUAACAGCAGUGGCACGCUCUUCACAAUGGAUGUUUGGAGGAAGCUGAGACCUCUGGCCCCGGAGAGAGAGCUGCUUCUGGUGGGCAGAGUGUGGACAGUAUGUCUGGUGAUCUUCAGCAUCGCAUGGAUUCCAGUGGUUCAGGCUGCACAAGGGGGACAAUUGUUUGAUUAUAUUCAGUCUGUGGCCAGUUUCCUGGCUCCACCCAUCGCGGCGGUGUUCUUCCUGGCGCUGUUUGUGAAGAGAGUGAAUGAACCAGGCGCAUUCUGGGGUCUGAUUGGAGGGCUGUUCCUGGGUCUGUGCCGCAUGGUGCCUGAAUUUGCCUUUGGAACAGGAAGCUGUGCUGUGCCCAGUGCCUGCCCUGUGCUGAUCUGUGGCGUGCAUUACCUCUACUUCGCAAUUAUCCUCUUCUUAUGUUCUACACUCAUCAUUCUGGCUGUGUCCUACUUAACCCCUCCAAUCCCAGAUUCACAGCUCCACCGCUUAGUGUUCAGCCUCCGGAACAGCCAGGAGCCGCGGGAGGAGAUGGGAAAACCAGGUAAAGGUCUCCAGAUCACACAGUACAUAGGGCUCUCCACACUGCCCAGCAUCAAGGAGGACCCCAAGCUGGCCCGUCUCGCCAAUGUGAACGCGCUGAUCAUGAUGACCUGCGCCAUCUUCCUCUGGGCGUACUAUGCUUAA